Molecule: messenger RNA, 327 nt
Organism: Tetrahymena thermophila SB210
Lineage: Eukaryota; Ciliophora; Oligohymenophorea; Hymenostomatida; Tetrahymenidae
Exons: 3
Source: RefSeq, a predicted model, not a curated record
AUGAACAGAUCAGUUAACAUUGCAAAGAACUUAAUCUAAACUUACAGAGCUAUGUCAGUUCAAUCAAGAUUUGCUUUUUCUACUCGUGAAGAAGAAUGGUUAGACAAGAGAACCAAGUCCCAAGAAAAAGUUUACUUCGAUUAAGAAGACAGAAAGGCUAUGAAAAGACUUCUUGAAAAAUUGAAUACUACUAGCAAGUUUGUUGAAGAUUCUGAAUACCUUGCUCCUCAAAAUCUUGAAGUUGAAAAUAUUCUUAAAAGAUACCACAUUAACUAUACUUAAGCUUUAAUUGAUGAAUUAGUUGACUGGAAAACGGGAAAGAACUGA